Molecule: messenger RNA, 2922 nt
Organism: Ixodes scapularis (black-legged tick)
Lineage: Eukaryota; Metazoa; Arthropoda; Arachnida; Ixodida; Ixodidae
Exons: 4
Coding region: 1-2922 (973 amino acids)
Source: RefSeq, a predicted model, not a curated record
AUGCCGGCGAAGAAAGGUAGGACCUGCUUCGUGCCGUUGUGCAAAGGCGGCUACAAAUCGGCUGCAGAAAAAGUAUCGUUGUUCCGGGCUCCAGUCGACCCCCUUCGUCGGCAAGAAUGGGCGAGGAACAUCAAGCGAGAAGACAAAGUUCUCGACGAAACCUGUGUCGUGUGUUCCCGUCACUUUGAUGAACGCUACAUAGAAAAAACUUUCAAGCACGUCAUCAAUGGCGAGCUCGUCGAGCUGGACCGCGAACGGCCAGUGCUCACCGACGACGCCGUCCCUACGAUAUUCCCCAACGCCCCCUCGUAUCUGACAAGGCCUGUCCCAAAAAAGAGGAAAGAAAGGAACCUCGCUGACCGUGGUACCCCACCAGUGAAACGCAGGGCUGCAAGCGGAUCCACGCAUGACAGUGAUCCUGGAAAUGCCUGUACAGAACCAGCGCCGGAGACGCACCCGUUCAGCGACAUUCUGCCACCCUCGAUGUAUUGCAGCAGAAUCAUUUUAUCGAACGAUCCAACGGCAUUGUGCUUUGGAUGGCACGCCAGGAUGGAAUCAGACGAUCUGCGUGUCAUAAAGCACGUUACGUUCUCGGCAUGUGUCGAAGCCACCGCUGCACAGGGGAGCGCAUACCUUUGCGCCAUAUAUUGCCGAGGCAUCAAAGUCGAAGAAAUUUGUGUAAGUAGACGAGAUGACGCCCUUGGGGCAUUGAAAAAGGCCGAGCAAUUGCGUCUUUGCCCAGGCUGUGAAAUUGAGCCAGUGGCAGCUGGGAGUCCCUUCAGCUGCUCCGGGCGAAAAAAAAGGCUAGAAAAAGCCCAAGAAAGUGUUGCAAAGCUUCGGGCAGUCACAGAAACAAUUUCCAGCUCAGUUUUGGAGGAGAAAAUCAGGAGCCUCCCACCAAAGCAGCGUCUUGCUGUAAGAACCUGUUUUGAGGCGGCAUCCAGAAAAUCAAGCCGAGGCAUGGCGUACGACAUGCAGUGGGUCCUGGAGUGCAUUUUGAUGCGCAUGAGAAGCCCCCAACUCUAUGAGUAUGUUAGAAGACACAAGAUUAUUGCAUUGCCGAGCAAAUCAUGCCUGGACAAACACAUGCAGGGAUUUAAAAGCACGUUUGGUUUCAACACUAGUGUGUUUUCAGCUUUGGAAAAGAAAACACGAGACAUGGACGAGUUCAGCCGACAUGGUGGUCUUGUGUAUGACGAGAUUAAGCUCUCCGAGAACAUCAAUGUGACGGCAUCUGGCGAACUGAGUGGCUUCGUUGACCUCGGUCCUUUCAUGGAGGAUAGCAACGAGACAGCACUGAGUGACCACGGCCUCGUCAUAGUAUUUCAACCCUUUAAAGGAAAGUUGACACAAAUCCUCGGAGUCUUUGCUUCCAGAGGCAAUGUAAAGGCGCCUGUCCUCUCGAAGAUUCUCCUGGAGGCUACGAUACUGGCUGAAAAUUCCGGCCUCUUCGUCGAUUUCUGGACAAGUGAUGGUGCUCCCUGGAAUCGCUCUCUCUGGAAGCUGCUCGGCAUCAAAGCUUCGUCUAAGGAAAUCACCUGCAAGGUUCCCCAUCCUGUCGACACAGCAAGGAGCCUACACUUCAUCUCUGAUUUUCCUCAUCUGAUCAAAUGCGUGCGGAAUACUAUUGUCUCAAAAGGCGUACAGAUUCCAUGUGGUCAUGCUCAUGUUGAUGUCAUCAAAGAGGCAUGGAAAAGGGACAAGGAAGCAUUGACACUGAAAGUGAUGCCACACAUAACACAGGCACAUGUACAACCGAACGCGUUUGAAAAAAUGCGUGUGAAUUUGGCUUUUCAACUGUUCAGUCAAGAGGUGUUGAAAGGGCAUUUCUUUUAUAAAGGUGACUUGGAAAGAAGGUUCAGAACAACGGAGCCAACAGAGCAGUUUGUGAAGCUGAUGGAGAUGUUGAUUUUCGUGAUGUCAUCCAGGGUCCCGUCUAAGGGCCUUCGAGCCCAGUCAGGAAGUGCCCAGUUUUUGAAAAAGUUCAUUGCCUUCUUAAGUGAAUGGGAAGAGUACGCUGCCCAACACGGUGGUGGAUUCCUAAGCGCAGGGACUGCCCUUGGACUCCGUGUGACUCUACAGAGCACACUGUCACUUCUGGACUAUCUGAUUACCUCAGUGCACUACAAGUACUUGUUGACUGCAAACCUUAGUCAAGAUGAACUAGAAAACAUCUUUGGGAUUGUGCGACAAUCCUUUGGAUGUAAUGACCACCCCGCGCCUGAGCAGUUUUUGGUCAUUAUUAACAACCUAACUUUCUACAGCCUUGCAAGACCACCAAAGAAUGGAAACUCGCCAGCUGAGGUUGUAACUGCACUUUUGCAGCCAUCUGAUGCUGGAAAAGAAAAGGCUGCUCGUGUAACAGCAGUCGUUGAUGAACUGUUGGACGAGGGAAGUCUGGCUCAUGCCGCAGUUGUGCUAAAAGAGCACAGUAGCCUGAUUGACCACCACGUCUGUGUCGAGAAAAGAAGUGACAGUCGGCUGAUAUAUUACGUAGCGGGUUACGUUGUCCGCAAGUCUUUAAAAAAAUUCCCGUGCCCAGAAUGUGCAUCUUGCUUGAGUGUCCUGCCCCUGCAGGCUGAGUGCAAUGGCAACGCCUCAUUGACGAGAGAAUUCGAUCAUGGGGGUUUGCUGUACCCUUCGAAACCACUGGAGGCACUGGUAACCAGACUGGAAAACGCCUUCACUGUUUUCUUUACCAGAAACAAGCUCCAUGCUAAGAGCAUGAUCUGUUUCCUGCGCUUCCUUCAGGGGCAUGCACUGCAGGAGGUUGGCUGCAGUGAGCAUGGGCGCUUGGUCACAGCAAAUGUCAUCAAAUUCUAUGCUCUGACCAGGAUGCAUUUCUUUGCUAAGGCUGUUAACAAGGAUCGAGAUUCCCAAAGGGAGAAGCAAAAAUUGCUCAAAAUGAGGCCAUGCCGGUGA